This is a messenger RNA of Diplodia corticola, 2520 nucleotides long. RefSeq names its product glycoside hydrolase family 2 protein. Lineage: Eukaryota; Fungi; Ascomycota; Dothideomycetes; Botryosphaeriales; Botryosphaeriaceae. Gene Ontology annotation, molecular function: beta-mannosidase activity. The coding region runs from base 1 to 2520 and encodes 839 amino acids. The record is from RefSeq and is a predicted model, not a curated record. Gene Ontology annotation, biological process: glycoprotein catabolic process; carbohydrate metabolic process. The transcript has 6 exons.
AUGGCGCCGCAGCCUCUUACCGUGCAUCAAUUGACCGCUGGCUGGUCCUUUAAGCAGACCGAUGCGUCAGAUGACGCAUGGCUGCCAGUCGCUUCUGUGCCCACGAAUGUGCACCUGGAUCUGAUCGCCAACAACAAAAUCCCGGACCCGUUUUUGGGCUUCAACGAGAUCGAUGUCGAGUGGGUGGGCGAGAAGCCGUGGUCCUACAAGACGACCCUCCCCGAUGUCGCUCCCACGCCCGCCGGCGCCGUGGCGGUCCUGGCGUUUGACGGGCUGGACACGUAUGCCACGGUCAGGCUCAACGGCGAGACCAUCCUCGAGAGCGACAACAUGUUCAUCCCGCACCGGGUGGACGUGACGCAGCGCCUGAAGCCGGGGCCAGACAACACCGUGGAGAUCGACUUCAAGCCGGCGCUCGCAGAGGCCAAGCGGGUCAAGGAUGCGCACCCGGAGCACAAGUGGGUGGGGUUCAACGCCGACAUGGCGAGGUUGGCAGUGAGGAAGGCGCAGUACCACUUUGGUUGGGACUGGGGCCCGGUGCUCAUCACCUGCGGCCCGUGGAAAGCCGUCCGACUGGAGACGUACGAGGCCAAAAUCGCGGACCUCCGCGUCGACUACAAGGUCGAGGACGGGCUGAAGGCUGUAACCGGUACCAUCACCGCUAGCGUCGACGGUGCCGCUGGCAGGACGGUGGCUUUCGCAGGACAGCUGGCGGGCAAGGUCGCCUUCAAAGCAUCAACCGAGGUCGACGGCGACGGGCAGGCAAAGGCAGAGUUUCGAGUGGACGCAGCCGAGCUUUGGUACCCCCAUGGCUACGGGGCGCAGCCUUUAUACGACGUCUCCGCAACCCUCUCCGCCGACAGCGUCGACCUGCACACGCUCGGGCGCCGGGUCGGUUUCCGCAAAGCCGAACUUAUCCAGGAGCCCGACGAGAUCGGCAAGACGUUCUUCUUCCGCAUCAACGAUGUCGACGUGUUCUGCGGCGGCUCUGACUGGAUCCCGGCCGACAGCUUCACGCCGCGCAUCACCCGAGAAAAAUACCGCAAGUGGCUGGACAUGAUGGUCGAUGGGCAUCAGGUAAUGAUUCGCGUUUGGGGCGGCGGGAUCUGGGAGGCGGAUGACUUCUACGACGUCUGCGACGAAAUAGGCGUCUUGGUGUGGCAAGACUUCAUGUUUGGCUGCGGAAAUUACCCUGCCUUCCCGGAGAUGCGGGAGUCGAUCCGGCAUGAGGCUGUUUCCAACCUUCGCCGGAUUCGACACCAUGCAUCCAUCGUGAUCUAUGCGGGCAAUAAUGAGGAUUAUCAGGUCCAGGAACAGUUUGGCCUGACGUACGACUACAGCGACAAGGACCCGGAGAGCUGGCUCCAGACGGAUUUUCCCGCGAGAUACAUUUACGAGAAGAUCCUGCCAGAGGCCGUGGCUGCGGAGAGCCCGCACGUCCCCUACCACCCCGGAUCGCCGUGGGGCGAUGGGCUCAUCAGCUCCAAUACUACAGUCGGCGACAUGCAUCAGUGGAAUGUCUGGCACGGCACGCAGGAAAAGUAUCAGAUCUUUGACACGCUGGGGGGCCGUUUCAACAGUGAAUUCGGCAUGGAGGCAUUCCCGCACAUCGACACCAUCAAGUACUACGUCACAGACAGGUCGCAGCUCUUCCCGCAAUCGCACAUGAUUGAUUUCCACAACAAGGCGGACGGGCAUGAGCGCCGCAUCGCGACUUACCUGGUCGAGAACUUCCGCACGGUCACGGAUCUCGAGGGCUUUAUUCACCUGACCCAGCUGUCGCAGGCCGAAGCGUUGAUGUUCGGGUACCGCGGCUGGCGCCGGCAAUGGGGCCAGAAGCGCUUCUGCGGCGGGGCGCUGGUGUGGCAGCUCAAUGACUGCUGGCCGGUGACGUCGUGGUCGAUAGUAGACUACUUCCUGCGCAAGAAGCCGGCGUACUAUGCGAUGCGCAGGGUUCUCGCGCCGAUCGCGGUCGCGGUCAAGCGGGCGCACCACGACUGGAGCGUGGUGCACGCGCGGCCGGCGAAGACGAGCGAGUGGGAGCUCUGGGUGUCGAGCAGCAGGACGGCGGCGGUCAGGGCGACGGUUGAAUUGCGCUUCAUCUCAGUCGCGACAGGGUCGGAGAUCAAGGAGGCGGUGGUGAAGAAGGACGUCACAGUCGUCGCUAACGGCACCACGGACCUGCUUUCCGGCACCAUCGAUAACGUGCGCGAGGAGCCGCACGUUCUGGCGGCCCGCAUCUGGCUCGACGGGCAGGUCGUGUCCCGGGAUGUUGACUGGCCGCAGCCGCUCAAGUACCUGGAUUUCGACGAUCGUGGCGUUUCGGUGGUGCAGGACGGCAGCAGCAUCCGAGUGACGGCGGCGCGCCCGACCAAGGGCCUGGUGUUCGAGGAGCGCGAGGGCGUGCUCGUCGACGACAGCGCCAUCGACGUGGUGCCGGGCGACGAGCAGGUGCUGACGGUGCGCGGGCUGGGGGCGCAGGCGGCGCCGCUGCGGUGGAGGUAUCUCGGGCAGCAGUAG